Molecule: messenger RNA, 609 nt
Organism: Symbiodinium necroappetens
Lineage: Eukaryota; Dinophyceae; Suessiales; Symbiodiniaceae
Source: the annotation of a GenBank genome assembly
AUGGAGGGGUUGUCGGAGCUUUUGCCGCCGGUGCCGGACUCUGCAUCUGAGUGGGGGUCAGAUGACGAGCAGCCACGGCCGGCAAGUGAGGUCACUGGUUUUCCAGAGGCAGAGGAUAAUUCGGCGGCGGCAGCAUCCCAAGAAGGUUUCGGAGGCAAGAUGUGGAUGCACAUUCGCUACAUGGUCUAUGCGAUGCUACCGGGCAAGUCCCCAGGCCUCACUUCCGACGGCAGCUUCUGGGUUCAGUGGGAGAACCUGGAUCCGUAUGACCAGUUGGUCAGCAAGGUGCCUGGGGAGAGCCUGUGGGGCCCAAGCUCCGUGAAUGGCCUCUGGUGCAACCGCCAGGGCCACUUAUGGAUUCGCCCGGACACCGUGGACACGGACAGCUGCCGGUACUGCGAGGCCCCGCAGCGCGGAGGCUUCCUGAGCCUCGGCCAAGCCCUCACCGGGUUUGGAAGGGGAACCGGCAGGAUUCUGCUCGGUGAUUCUACUGAAGCAGAAAUUGCAGGCAAAUUGAUGUUUCCUGUAGUCUUCUUCAUGGGUCUCUGGAUGAAUUCCGCACUUCCAAAACGCGGUAGCAGAUCCUGGCCACUGGCACCACGUGCCUGA